CAUCUCACUGUCCUAAAAAUAUUGUGAAAAUAAUACUAUCUUAAACUUUCACAAGCAGAUUAUUCGAAUCAAUAUGCUCUGAUUCCAAAUUCUUAUCUUUCUUUAUCUGGCCUUUUACAGCACCGUUUUGUGGUUUUUCAUUUUUUCUUUCUCUGGAGGUUGAUGAACUUCUGUGUCUGUAAUAUAUGGAUACCGUCCAAAUAAAUUAUUAUAUAUCUGUGUAUAUAUAAUUGGAGUCUGUCAAUGUGUGUCAGUUUGUGUUUCCUUGCAAAUUCUUUACUGGGAGGGUAAUUUGGAAAAUUGGUUAUAGUUGAAGUUCUUGAAUUUGCAGUUGAAAUGAUUUUCUUAGAGUUUUAAGAGCACCCACCAUGGAUCUUGAAACUGGGAUUCAUCAGCAUCAAGUCAAGAAAGAAUCUUUGAGAACAGUUUUGACAUUAGCUUAUCAGAGUUUGGGUGUUGUAUAUGGCGAUUUGAGUACAUCACCAUUAUAUGUAUUCAAGAGUACUUUUGCUGAAGAUAUUGAACAUUCCGAGACUAAUGAAGAAAUCUUUGGGGUCUUGUCCUUUGUAUUUUGGACAUUAACAUUACUUCCUCUUCUAAAGUAUGUGUUCAUUGUGCUAAAGGCUGAUGAUAAUGGUGAAGGAGGCACAUUUGCACUUUAUUCACUUCUGUGUAGACAUGCCAGAGUGAAUUCUUUGCCCAGUAGCCAGGUUGCAGAUGAAGAUUUGUCAAUGUACAAGGACAUUAUUAGUCCUGCGCCGUCUACUUUUAGUGGAAGGCUAAAGUCUACUUUGGAAAAACAGAGAGUUCUGCAAAAGUGUUUGCUUAUAUUGGCUCUAACUGGUGCUUGUAUGGUCAUUGGUGAUGGCAUACUUAGUCCCGCACUUUCGGUUUUUUCUGCAGUUUCUGGUAUUGAACUAGCAAUGUCUAAAGAGCAUCACAAAUAUAUAGAAGUCCCGUUUGCUUGUAUCAUAUUGAUUGCCUUGUUUGCCCUUCAACAUUAUGGCACCCACAGGGUCGGAUUCUUAUUCGCACCUGUCGUCAUAACGUGGCUUUUGUGCUUAAGUGCUAUUGGUGUAUAUAAUAUUUUCCACUGGAACCCUCACGUGUAUCAAGCUCUAUCUCCGUACUACGUGUACAAAUUUCUGAAAAAGACACAAAAAGGAGGUUGGAUGUCACUGGGUGGGAUCCUGUUGUGUGUAACAGGUUCGGAAGCAAUGUUUGCUGAUCUAGGACACUUUUCCCAAUUAUCAAUAAAGAUAGCCUUCACAUCUAUCGUCUAUCCAUCUUUGGUUCUUGCAUAUAUGGGGCAGGCUGCUUACCUUUCUCAGCAUCAUGUUGUUGAUAAUGAUUUUCGUAUUGGAUUUUAUGUUUCUGUACCUGAUAAACUAAGAUGGCCGGUUCUGGUGAUUGCCAUACUUGCUGCAGUAGUUGGAAGCCAAGCCAUUAUUACCGGAACUUUUUCAAUUAUAAAACAAUGCUCUGCUCUGGGGUGCUUUCCAAGAGUCAAAAUUGUACACACGUCGUCAAAAAUCCAUGGCCAAAUUUAUAUACCGGAGAUCAAUUGGACUUUGAUGCUUUUAUGUUUGGCCGUCACUAUUGGUUUCAGAGACACCAAAAGCAUGGGAAAUGCCUCAGGUUUGGCAGUUAUUACCGUCAUGUUGGUCACGACCUGCUUAAUGUCUCUAGUUAUUGUCCUAUGCUGGCACCAGAGUGUUGUCCUUGCAAUUUGCUUCGUCGUAUUCUUUGGCACAUUUGAAGCGCUAUAUUUUUCUGCUUCUCUAAUCAAGUUUUUGGAAGGAGCAUGGGUACCUAUUGCCCUUUCAUUCAUCUUUAUGUUAGUGAUGUGUGUUUGGCACUAUGGUAUGUUGAGGCAGUACGAGUCUGACGUCCAAAAUGGGGUUUCUAUUGACCGGCUACUUAGCCUGGGUCCCAGUUUGGGCAUUGUACGGGUCGGUGGCAUUGGCCUCAUUCACACAGAGCUCGUAUCUGGAAUUCCAGCAAUCUUCUCCCACUUCGUCACCAAUAUUCCGGCCUUCCACCAGGUUCUAAUCUUUCUCUGUGUCAAAUCAGUUUCAAUCCCUCAUGUGAAAAACGAAGAACGGUACCUUGUGGGACGUAUUGGUCCGAAGGAGUAUCGUAUAUACAGAUGCAUUGUUCGAUAUGGUUAUCGUGAUGCUCAUGUGGAUAAUGAGCAGUUUGAGAAUGAUCUCGUAUGCAGUAUAGUUGAGUAUAUACGAACAGGAAGAGCAGACUUGGAUAGUGCGGAUGAAGAUGCUGCGAAGCGACGCGAGGAAAUGAUGGUCGUGGGAACGCCUACUACUCAUCUAGAUAGAAUCCAAGUCCGUGAAGACGAUGAUGAUGUGGCAAAUACCGAAUUGGCUAGUACUUCGGAGCUCAGAGAAACACGGUCUCCACCCGUAAUCAGGCCGCGGAAAAGGGUGCGGUUUGUAAUUCCCGAGAGUCCGGAGAUCGACCAAAAUGUCCGGUAUGAGUUGCGAGAACUGAUGAGAGCUAGGGAAGCUGGGGUAGCCUACAUAAUGGGACACUCAUAUGUGAGAGCAAAGCAAGGAUCAAGUCUAAUCAAGAAGAUAGUUAUAAAUUAUGGAUACGAUUUUUUGAGAAGAAACUGUAGAGCAAACAUAUAUGCACUAAAUGUGCCUCCAGCAUCUACUUUAGAGGUGGGAAUGGUGUAUCAUAUAUGAUUUUGAUGAUGAAUAAAAAUUAUGAAUUUUGUAAACUUGGUGGUAAUGUAAUUUUACAGAAUAGUUAUAACCAUUAUAUUUUAA
Molecule: messenger RNA, 2789 nt
Organism: Olea europaea var. sylvestris
Lineage: Eukaryota; Viridiplantae; Streptophyta; Magnoliopsida; Lamiales; Oleaceae
Product: potassium transporter 6-like
Exons: 8
Coding region: 369-2705 (778 amino acids)
Biological process (GO): potassium ion transmembrane transport
Cellular component (GO): membrane
Molecular function (GO): potassium ion transmembrane transporter activity
Source: RefSeq, a predicted model, not a curated record